AUGGAUGUGGAGGAUGCAGAAUGCACGACGUAAUGUUAUAGGCUGCUACUGGAGUGAAAUAUGAAUCCUUUCCAAAGGUACCAACACAUUUCAAUUCAUUCCAACCAUCAACUUGUGAAGUAGUCGCCAUUAAAUUGCAUUUCAUCCGUUUGUCUGCAAAGUUGCAAAGUGUGUACUGUAUGCGGCAGUGGUCAACAGAUUUCAAGUUUUCUUGAAAUUUUGAUCUGUUGGGACGAUUGUGACAUGUAGUUUUACGGAUCAAAUGGAAUUAACUCAAUAUCAUAUAUAAUCUCAUGUAGAUUUGUUGACACCUUCCACAGCAAUGUGGACAGCACAAACGGCGAAGUGGGGGACAUUCUCUCAUUCGUCAACCGUCUUCAAUAUUAUUGCUUUUUACUUAAUUGUAACAGCUAAAAGGGUUGUGAGUUUUGACGACAGUAUUAUCUCCCCGGUGGUUGAUCUCCAUGAAGGAAUAGAUUUGCAUUUGCAAGAUUCGUUAUGUCUGCCAAAUCAAUUCAUGUGUAAAAAUGGACUUAGUUGUAUCGAAAAAUCGAUGGUUUGUGAUAGCAGUGACGAUUGCUUUGAUGCAUCAGACGAGGAAAACUGUCCUGCUGACAUUCCUUGUCGUGAGGGAACUUUUCAAUGCAAAUACUCCAGAAAAUGUGUACCCAGUGGGUGGUUAUGCGACGGUGUGAGUGAUUGUGGCACGGUCCCUGGGUCUCUAACACAAACACAGGAUAUGAGUGAUGAAGAAGAUGAGAGAUGUAUAUCUGAUAAAACAUGCCAGGCAAACCAGUUUAAAUGCUAUGACGGUGUAACAUGCAUUCAGAUUGUCGAACUUUGUGACGGAGAACCAAAAUGUCCAAAAAAAGAAGACGAGCAUAAAUAUUGUGAUAAUUCUACGAUUUGUUCUGAAUCCGGCUGUAUAUAUGGUUGCAAACCGUCACCAUCCGGAGAAGCCAUGUGCUUUUGUCCAAUAGGCCAAGAGCACGAUGGAAAAAGUUGCAUCGAGUCCAAUGAGUGCUUGGAGGAUGGCGCCUGCGACCAAGUCUGCGAGUUGAAUCUGCAUAAGAAUAAAAUGUGCAGCUGCAUUGAUGGAUAUCGUUCUGCUGGAACGAAAUGUUUCGCCAAUGAUGUUCCAGACGGGCCCAGAGGAAAACCAUUAAUCUUUUUCCAAGAUGCGUCUGAUAUAAAAUGGAUAGGUUUGAAUGGUAACAAAAGCCCUUCACAUCCCCAAUACAUAAGUCCUAACCACACUGGAACGCUCGGAGUGGACUUUGAUCACCUUAAUGACACGAUUUGCUGGAUCAGUCAUUCUAAUGUAUCCCAUCUGAUGAAAUGCGGUUUAAGCAGUCGAUUGGAUGAGGGAUGGAAUAAACCCAAACCAUAUAUUUUUUCUUUGCAAGAUGUUUAUCACCUAAGCUUUGACUGGAUAAGCACAAACAUAUAUUUCGUUGAUGAAGCCCUAGAGCUGAUUUUUGUGUGUAACGAGGACGUGGAUCUUUGUAAAAUUAUCAUUGACUCCAAUGUGGCCAAGCCUCGAGGAAUUGCUUUAGAUCCUAUGCAAGGGUACAUGUUUUUUACGGUGUGGGGAAGAAGUGGAGCUAAAUUAGAAAGAUCGUUAAUGGACGGGACAUCUCGAGAAGUUAUUGUUUCAAAAAAGAUUGUUUAUCCUCAUGGCAUUACUUUAGACAUGCCAACAAAAGUGGUGUACUGGGUUGAUAAAUUCCUUGAUUCCAUUGAGCGAAUUAACUAUGAUGGUACAAAUAGACGAACUGUACACCGUGGGGUUCAGCAUUUACAAGACAUUACAGUUUUUCAGAAUGAUCUUUAUUUCAUAUCAAUGCACGACAAUAGUAUUAACAAAAUCAACAAAUAUACUCCUUCCCACUUCUCACCUUUGGUCCGUAAUUUGACCAAACCCUUUGCAUUGAAAAUUUAUCACAGGGUACGACAACCAAGAGUCAAACAUCCGUGUAUGACCCAUUAUGGGGGCAACAAUCCUUGUCAUGAAUUUUGUUUUCCUUUAUGGAAGAAGGGAAAACCUAUCGCGCAGUGUGGAUGUCGAGAGGGAUAUGUUUUAAAGUCAAACGUGUCAUGUGUUGAGGAGGACAGUACAUUUUUCAUGAUUUAUGUGAAAGCACAUUCUGGAGUUAUUAGAAGUGCUUCACUGAAAAAUGGAGUUAUUCGUAAAUUUAAUAAUGGCGUUAUGAUUCCUGUUGUCAAAAAAGGAAGCUACUCUGCAUUGGGAUAUGAUUACAAAAACAGAACAUUGUACUACAGUGAUAUAACCAACUUUCGGAUUUUAAAAAAGGGAAUGUAUCAAGCAGAUAGUACAAUUUACUUGGACAAACACAUUGGAGUGGUGGGAUCUAUUGCAGUGGAUUAUAUUGGAAGAAAUUUGUACUGGGUGGAUGAAACUAUUCCUGCAAUUUAUGUCAGCAAAAUAAACUCUGGAGCAGUUAAAAAGCUCUUGGUCCAUUCCAAUCUACAACAUCCAAGAUCACUGGUGCUGAGCCCGGCAACUGGAAUAAUGUAUUGGGCAACGUUAGCAUCGAGCGCGGCGAAAAGUGACGGAUCCAUCGAAAAAGCAUGGAUGGAUGGGUCUCACAGGGAAACAAUUGUUCAAGGUUUAGGACAUCCAAUAGGGUUGACAAUCGAUCAAGAAAAUAAGUAUUUGUUUUGGUUGGACACAUCAAAGUUUGCUGUUCAAAGACUAUUAUUAUCGAACCCAUUGCAAACUGAGACACUGUUUCGUAUCAACGUCACCGUAUAUGGAGAACCAACCGGCUUCGCAUAUUAUAAUGGGACCUUUUACAUUACUAUACUGGGAAAACUUAUGAAAGCAAAUAUUUCAAAGACAAUUGUAGAUGCGGAUAAAGUGGAACUCACGACGAUUUCAAAUGACGAAGAUAUUGCAGAAUUUUUAAUCUUUGAUUCGGAUUUCCAAAGAGGAAAAAAUAAAUGCACUAGCAAUAUGUGUGAAGAUUUGUGCUUGGCUUACCCUGAAAGAUCUGGAUCCACAUGUGCAUGCAGAGAUGGAUAUACUUUGAAAAAUGAUGGCAGAACUUGUAAAGUUGAUUAUAAAUACAAAAGUCCGUUGGAAUGCGAUCCUGGCGUGUUUAAAUGUACAAAUUUUCCAAAAUGUAUCCCUGAAAACUUGAUAUGCAAUGGGCGAGAUGACUGCGGCGACAACUCUGACGAGGAUUCUAAACGUUGUGAUCGGAGCUAUGCCAAACAAGGAUUUUGCACUCAGAGUUCAUUUCAUUGUGCUGGAUCUGGGCUAUGCAUUCCAUUGGCGUAUGUCUGCGAUGGCCAUUCAAAUUGUCCUCAAGGCGAUGAUGAACAUGCGUGUUCCAACGGAACCAUUCAUUGUUCUGAAUUUGAAUUUGAGUGUAAAGUAACAAAACGGUGUAUCCCUAAGUCUUGGGUUUGCGAUGGAUCCGUCGACUGUGGAGCUAUGGAUUCUUCAGAUGAACACGAACAUUGUGUUUAUCCCGAGUGCAGCGAACUUCAAUUUAAGUGUUCUAAUUCUUCAAGUUGUAUUCCAGCGGAACUAAUUUGUGAUGGAAUUAAAGAUUGUCCAGGAAAUGGAGAAGAUGAACAUCCAAAUAUUGACUGUCUGACGCAUUGCAAUCGAAACCGGAGUGACACGUUUUAUUGCGAAGUUGACAAUAAAUGUAUCAACAAAACCCAACAUUGUGAUGGAAUGUGCGAUUGCACGGACGCCAGGGACGAAUUGAAUUGUCCUGGGAAGAUUCAGCCUCCAGAAUGUGCUAGGAUUGCUGUUCUUGUUACUCAUGAUUUUGAAUGUGAUUUUGAUGUCGGUCCGCUAUUAUCCAAAGAAGAUUGUUAUAAUGUAUCAUGUGGUCGUCAUUCAUUCCGGUGCCAUGAUGGGAGUCAAUGCAUUCCUCUGAAAGCUCGAUGUGAUGGUACUCCAGAUUGCAAGCGUGAUGGAUCUGAUGAACAAAAUUGUCCAAAGUCUCCAAUAGUUUGUAAUUAUCCGUCAAGAUUAUGUGACAAUGGAAGUAAAUGCGUCCAAAUAAGUCAAGUCUGCGAUCGAAAGAUUGACUGUGAGGAUAAAUCUGAUGAAGGGAAACGUUGUGCAGAAAAACCUUGUAGUUCCGUCAAUUGUUCGCAUUAUUGUGCCACUGUUCCAGAAGGAUAUUUAUGCCAUUGUCCUGACGGCCAACACAUAAAUCCUUUGGAUAACUCCAAGUGCAUGAAUAAGAGUCAUCCUUGUGAUACUUUUGGAACUUGUUCUCAACUCUGCUGGAAGUUUGGAACCACGCAGUACCAAUGCCUUUGUCACCCUGGAUAUGCGUUACGCGAAGACGGGAUUACAUGUAGUAGCAUAAGCAACGAAAGUCCAUACUUGGUUUUCAGCAACAGACAUGAACUGCGAGGAUUGUAUCUCAAUAGUACAUCAAUUUUUCAAUCUUUAAUUUCCAAUCUAAGAAAUUCAAUUGCACUUGAUUUCUUUUAUCAAAAUGGGAAAUAUGACAUUUUUUGGAGUGAUGUAGUUGAUGACAAGAUUUAUCGAGGAUCACUUGUUAGUGGGUCUUUAAUCAACAUUCAAAUUGUUAUCGAGAAAGGAUUGGCUACCGCAGAAGGACUCGCCGUCGAUUGGAUUGGAGAAAAUAUAUAUUGGGUGGAAUCAAAUUUAGAUCAGAUAGAAGUAGCCCGGCUUAAUGGCAGCUUCAGGGAAACACUCAUUUCUGGAGAUAUGGUUUCCCCUCGAUCUAUUGCCGUCGAUCCUAAUUACGGACUUUUAUUUUGGAGUGAUUGGCAAACGGACGAUCCAAGAAUCGAGAGAGCGAGUAUGAGUGGAAAGUUUCGCAAAAAAGUAUUUAACGUUGGUAGUAGUGGGGAAGGUGCCUGGCCGAAUGGUUUAACGUUGGAUUACAUGCUCAAAAGAAUUUAUUGGGUUGAUGCUAGGUUGGAUUCGAUCCAUACGGUCAUGUACGAUGGCACAGAUUAUCAAGAAGUUCUGCAUGACCACGAAGCUUUAUCCCAUCCAUUUUCAAUAACUCUUUUUGAAUCCAUGCUGGUGUGGACCGACUGGAGAUCCAACUCUGUUAUGAUGGCCAACAAAUUCCACGGAGGGAACGUGACAACUAUACACAAAACUUAUACACAACCUUUUGACACUAAAAUUUUGCACCAAACCAGACAACCACGCAAAAUUGUGAAUCCUUGUGGUGUAAAAAAUGGGAAUUGCUCACAUCUUUGUCUUCUUAGUGUCAAUGGGACUCACGAUUGCGGAUGUCCUCAUCUCAUGACCCUUAGUUCUGAUAACCGGAGUUGUAUAACCAACGAGAAAAUGCUGCUUUUCUCAAGACUAAACGAAAUUAGAGCAGUUUAUUAUGACAAGGUUUACUACCAUGCAGCACCCCCAAUUAGCUACCCAUUAAUUGUAAUGCCAGCAAACCUUCAUUUUGUAAGCAAGCACAAACAAGUUUACUGGUCAGAUUCUCAGUCUGGUGAAACAAAACGUGCAAAUAUUGCAAACCCAACUGUUGAUACUCUUAUUGAUGCAGCUGCAGGUAAACCUUUGGCAAUGGGAGUAGAUUGGAUAUCAAAUUUGAUCUUCAUUGUUGUCCAAACGUCAUCACAUAAUUCAAUCUCGGUUACAAACUUGGAAGGACAGUUCUUCUCUACUAUAAUUCAAGGGAAAAAUGAUCUUAAAAAUGUCAACUCGUUAGCAGUGAACCCAUACAAAACUCAAAUAUACUGGCCAGAGGGAAUCACGACCAGUGAUUUUAAAAUUCAGAUGGCUAGUAUGGAUGGCUCAAAGAGAAAAACUUUGUCGACUUCACGAGACAAUCCUUCGUUGGAAAACCCUGCUAGUCUCUCAUACGACUUUACUAGUGAGAGACUUUACUGGAUUAAUCUGAAUACUGAAAUAAUCCAAUACUAUAGCUUCCAUACUAAAGAAGUGAAAAAGUUAAUCUUUGACGAUAUGAAACCACAUGUGAUCACAGUUUAUGGAAAUUUAAUUUUCUUUGCUUCCGAGAAACAUGAUGCAAUAUUAAAAGGGGAUAAGACAAAUGGUGGAACGUUCGAAUUUGUCAGGAAUUAUACUGAAAAUAUCUAUUCAAUUCGUGUGUAUGAUCCAGAAGAACAAAAUGGAACAAAUCAUUGCGAUAGAAAUUUCAGUACAUCCCAAUUCUGCCAACAUCUUUGCAUACCGUCUGUUGGGAAAAGAAUUUGCAAAUGUGCAUUGGGAUAUACUCUGGAUGAAAAGGAUCAAACUAAAUGUCGGACAAUUGAACCGGUUUUAGUAUUCUCUGACUCGCAAGGAAUUAAGGGAAUUAGUCCCCUUCCUAAUCGCACGGACGACUUGCUUGUCCCAAUUCCACUCGUCAGCUUUGCCACUGACAUUGAUGUUGAUGAAGCUGCGGAACAUUUAUAUUGGUUGGAUAGUGAAAAAGGAAAAAUAUCAAGAAUCAAGAGAGAUGGGACAGAAAAGCAAACGAUUCUUACUGACCUGACAGCUGUUUCAGGCUUAUGUAUUGACUGGAUAGCUAAGAAUUUGUACUGGGCGAAUCCAAAGGAUUCUUACAUAGAAGUGUCACAUUUGAAUGGAAGCAGUCAUCAUGUUCUCAUCACAGAGGGUCUAGACAAACCUAUAUCAUUAGCAUUAGAUCCUGCAAGAGGUCUUUUGUUUUGGGCGGAUAUCGUCAAAGGUCAGGUAGAAAGGGCCACCCUAGAUGGACUGAAUAGAAAACUUAUUGCGGCUGAUGUCAAGGCCUCUGACGUCACUGUCGAUCUCGAGAAUCAACGGUUGUAUUGGUGCACCUCAAACGACCAAAUUGAGUCCGUGAAAUAUGACGGAACGGAUAAAAAGCUGGUUUAUUCCGGAUCGCUGAUAACAUCUCAGCUCCAUUCUCCAAUAGUAGACAAAGGAUUCUUAUACUGGGUUGACAUUGGAGAAACUGGUGGAACUAUUAUGGCUCUUUCAGUGAAGAACUUUAGUAUGGUUCACUCGGUGAGGGAGGAGCUGGGGGUGACCAUUAAGGAUUUGGCAAUAUUCAGCAAAGGAAGGCAAAUGGGAACAAAUGGAUGUGCUGCCAAUAAUGGAGGUUGUGAAGACUUGUGCUUCUGGAAUGGUACUGUGGUCAAUUGUGUUUGUGCUCAUGGGAAAUUGGGAAGCGACAAGAAAUCAUGCGAAUCUUUUGAUGCAUUUAUCGCUUACUCUCGAGUCAAUUCGAUUGCAACAGCACAUCUAACUAAAGAAAUCACUCCUAAUGAUCCGUACCCAACAAUACAAUCGAGUGAGCACAUAAGGAAUGCUAUUGGACUGGCAUUUGACUACAAGCGAAACAUUCUGUUUUAUUCAGAUGUACAAUUGGGAACAAUUAACAGCGUCCUAUUCAAUGGAUCUGAAUAUGGUGUCGUAGCCGAAAAACAAGGAUCAGUGGAAGGAUUAUACUUUGAAGCUUCUCAUUCCGAUUUGUAUUGGACUUGCAGUAAUGACGCAUCAAUCAACAGAAUCAAUCCACAUUUGCCAAAUGCAAAGGUUCAAAAAUUGUUAAAGCUCAGUCCUAAUGACAAACCUAGGGGAAUUGCCAUCGACCCAUGUGAAUCUAGAGUUUAUUGGACAAACUGGGAUUCAAACCGACCUUCUAUUCAACGAGCCUAUUUGAGUGGAUAUGGAAUUGAGUCUAUCAUCAUUCAUGAUAUAAGAAUGCCAAAUUCACUAGCUUUAGACCUACCUGCAAGAAAGCUAUAUUGGGUGGAUGCUAGACUUGAUAAAAUUGAGCGCACAAAUUUAGAUGGAACAAAUCGCAUUGUUGUCAUUCGACACAACCCUAAACACGCAUUUAGCCUCGCAGUGUACCAAGAUUAUCUAAUAUGGACUGACUGGGUGCGUCUCUCCGUAUUAAGAGCAAAUAAGUACACAGGGGAAAAUGUUGAGAUACUUCGUCAAGAUAUUCCUAAACCUAUGGGGAUCGUAGCAGUAUCACCACAGGAUGUAGUGUGCACGACAAAUCCUUGUAAUAUAUUAAAUGGAGGGUGUCAAGAUAUCUGCAUUUUUAACGAGCACAAACAAAUAGUUUGCGAAUGUGGUCCUGAUAAAUCAACACUUUCCGAUGGACAAUGUGUUUCCAAAUCUAAGCUUGAAGAUGGCGAACUAUGUGAUGGGUGGACUUGCAAAAAUGGCAAUUGUGUUAGUUUGACCGAACUUUGCAAUGGGGCUGAUAAUUGUGGAGAUAAUUCUGAUGAAAUUGGUUGUGGAAUUAAUGAGUGUGAGAAAGAACAUAAUCCAUGUUUUCCUCAUCACUGUUUGGAUAAGACCAUUGGAUAUGAAUGUCAAUGCCUUUCCGGAUAUGAAUUGAACGACAAAAACAAAACUGUUUGUCAAGUCCUUGACGAGUGUCUCAAAAAAAGACCAUGCUCUCAAAAAUGUGAAAGCUCUGUCGGAUCGCAUUCAUGUUCUUGCUUAGAAGGCUACAUUCCUGAUGGGAACGGAGUUUGCAAAGCUAACACUAGCUAUCCAAUCAAUAUUAUGUUUACCAAUCAAUACUAUAUUCGACUUGUAAAUGACACAGUCAACAACGGAACCCUUAUUUCUCAAAAUCUGACAAAUGCUGUGGCCCUGGACUUUCAUUGGGAUUUUGGGUGCAUAUAUUGGAGUGAUGUUACCGCUUUGGGUUCGUCAAUUAAACGUUCAUGCACGGUCACAAAUAGGAGUGAAGACAUUGGAAAAGUGGAAAUGAACGAAAAUGUGUUGCAUCACUCGAUUUCUAGUCCCGACGGGAUUGCAGUGGAUUGGGUGGCUCAUAAUUUGUACUGGUGUGACAAAGGAACAAACACUAUUGAAGUAUCAAAAUUGUCAGGUCGACAUAGAAAAAUAAUUAUUGCUGGACUGCAAGACCCUCGAGCUAUAGUAUUAGACCCAUUUCGUGGUUAUCUGUAUUGGACGGAGUGGGGGGAUGACCCAAUCAUAGGAAAGGCAGGGAUGGACGGCACAAGAGUACAAACAUUGAUAUCUGAAAAUUUAGGCUGGCCAAACGCUCUUACUCUUUCUUUGGAGACUGAAGAAAUUUGGUGGGCAGAUGCUAAGGAAGACUACAUUGCUGUAGCAGAUUUGCAUGGACAGAAUAGAAAAAUCGUUCACAGCCGAGCACAAAACCCAAGUGCCAAUCUUCAUCACAUUUUUUCAUUAACAACUUUUGAAGAUACAAUCUAUUGGUCGGACUGGGAGACAAAACAAAUAUCCGCCUGCCACAAAUACACUGGGGACAACCAAAGGGCUAUCACUACCAAGCUUAUUCACAGACCCAUGGAUGUUAAAGCAUUUCACCCUUAUCGACAAAGGCCUAUGCUUAAAAACUCAUGUGAAGACAAUCCAUGUCAAAGUCUUUGUUUGUUGUCACCUGAUGGCGGCUAUAUAUGUGCUUGUCCAGAAAAUUUUAUCUUAAAUUCGGAUCAAACGUCUUGCACCGCAAACUGUACAACGUCACAAUUUGUUUGUGAAAAUACUUCAAAGUGCAUUCCAAAGUGGUGGAAAUGCGAUGGUCAACCAGAUUGUUUGGACGGCGAAGAUGAGCAUGAAUCGUGUCCUCCAUUUAACUGCAAUCCUGGCCACGUUCAGUUUGAAAAUUCAACUUGUUUGUAUCCUACUUCUAUAUGUGAUGGAACCAAUGACACAUAUAAUGGCGCAGAUGAGGUCGACUGCGAUAAGUACACAUGUUUGUCAACUCACUUUAAAUGCCACGGGAAUGCAACAGUGCAAAGCAAGUGCAUUCCUACUCAGCAUAGGUGCGAUGGGAAUAGGGACUGCUUCUUUGGAGAUGAUGAAGAUUCGUGUAGCCCAAUCAAAUGUCCUUCCACCCAAUUUCAAUGCAAAACCAAUGGGAAAUGCAUUCAAUGGGAAUGGGUCUGCGAUUUGGAGAACGACUGUGGUGACAAUUCAGAUGAAAACAAUUGUUCUAAUCGAACUUGUAGUGAUGAUAAAUAUCGUUGUGAUAGUGGCAAAUGCAUUCCAAAAACAUGGACCUGUGAUUCUGAGAGGGACUGUUCUAAAGGAGAAGAUGAAAUUAUGUCCGAAUGUGAACAACCCGUCACUUGUGAAAAAAAUCCAAGUUAUUAUUUAUGCAGAAAUUCGCACAAGUGCAUUCCAUCUAGGUGGAAAUGCGACUAUGAGGUUGACUGCCCUGAAUCUGACGAUGAAUUGGACUGUGUCCCACGAAAUUGCUCAGAGAGUGAAUUCAAAUGCGGAGAUGGGCGUUGUAUUCAUUCUCGUUUCGUGUGCGAUAACUUAUUCGAAUGCAGUGAUGGAAGUGACGAAACAAAUUGUCAUGCAUCCUGCAAUAAUCUAAUUGAGUUCCAGUGUGUUAAUCCUCAGACGUGCUUACCAACAAAAUUUGUUUGCGAUGGUGAAUUUGAUUGCCUGGAUGGUUCAGACGAACAAGACUGUGGAAACAGUUCAAGGAACUGUGUAGACGGAUUUAGAUGUGACAAGAACAAUGAGUGCAUUCCAUCCGUUUGGGUUUGUGAUGGGAGUGUGGAUUGCUCUGAAGGCGAAGAUGAGCAGAUAUGUGACAAACCCAUUCCAACCCAUCCAAGUUUAUGCUCUGAUACAGAGUUUCAUUGCUCAGAUGGAAACUGUAUUAAUGUUUCAAAAGUAUGCAAUGGAAAAGUAGAUUGUGAAGAUGAUGAACUAGGCUGUCCAAACUGUCCUUUUGCUACGUGUUCUCAACUAUGUGAGAAAAAGAAGCACGACCGUGCUCAACACGCCUUUUCUUGUGAAUGUGUGGAAGGAUACUUAUCUGAAGCCAAUACGACUCGAUGCUCUGCGAAAGGAGAUUCUGCUACAUUGAUUAUUGCCAGUGAAGACCAUUUAUUGCGUCUGAACAAACCCCAUGAUGUAGACCACGUAGACUUGCUCAUAAGUUCUACCCCAACAAAGGUUGAUUCCGUGGAUUUCUUUAUUGACGAAGAUGGCAGCAUUAAGCUAUUUUGGUCUUCAAGAACGAACAAGGCAAUUCAAAUGAUGUAUAUUACUCCUGAUGGGAAUAGCGUUAGUUCCGUUAGAAAUCGAAGAUCUACCAGCUCCACCGACAUUAUUACAGGUCUGGAUGACCCACGUGGAAUUUGUAUUGACUGGAUUGCAAAAGUACUUUUUUAUAUUGACGCUGGCCAUAAGACAAUAUCCGCCAGUUCAUUAGAUGGAAAAAACAAAAUGGUGAUCCUCCGAAGACUUACUGAACCAUUUGACAUAGCAGUUGACCCCAUCUCGGGACGUAUAUUUUGGAGUGAUUAUCAGAGUAUCGAAUAUGCAUAUGAGGAUGGGAGUGGGAGAAAAGUGAUAGUGCACAGCUUACGUCCUACUGGUCUCGCAAUAGAUUAUCCUGCACAACGUCUCUAUUUCACGGAUAUGAGGAGUCUUACGAUUGAAUCAACAACCCUUGAAGGAAAGGAUAGACAAAUUGUCAAGCGUUUCCCCCCUGGUUGGCUCAAACCCUUCAAGCUGGACGUAUUUGAAGACACAUUAUACUUUACAAACUACACCAGUAACAAGAUUCUGCGCUUAAAUAAAUUUGGAAAAAACAACGUCUCCGACAUCACGUAUGGAGUCGUAAAAGCCUCCGAUGUCGUUUUGAUUCAACAAUACAAACAAAUAUCUUCAAAAGAUUACUGCGCUGCGGUACCUUGCUCUAGUCCUGGUAUUUGUUUAAGAACCGGCAGUUCAGAAGCAACAUGUUCUUGUUCGAGUCAGAAAACUGGUAGUUAUGAAUCUCCGAUUGUAUCUGAAUGUACCAGUUUAAAAGUUGCUUGUGAGUUAAAGUGCAAAUCAGAAGGAAAAUGUAUGAUUGACGGGACUGGGCGGAAGUUCUGCAAAUGUCAAAAAGGAUAUUCUGGACCCACAUGCGAGAAAAACUCGUUUGAUUAUAAUAAUGAAAAUUUGCCACCCGGAUUCAACCCAAAUACAACUUUAGUAGAUCUUUGUGUGAAUAUGGUUUGUAGAAAUGGUGGAAAGUGUGAAGUAAUCGAACAAAUUGCGUACUGCAGGUGUCCAGUAAGUUGGGUAGGAAUCAAUUGCGAAAUUGAAGCGAGUUUCACCAACCCUUGUCAAGGAUAUUGUCUUCACGAUGGGUUGUGUGUAUUGCCAUAUAUAGACCAGCAAAAAGAAUGCAAAUGUAUCAAUGGAUGGAAUGGAUUUAGAUGCGAACAGAAUCCUGUGUGCACUAAUUUUUAUUGUUUUAAUGGUGGAACUUGUAUGCCUAAUCCUGAUAGUCGGAUGUUGCCCACUUGCAAAUGUGCACAAGGCUUCUAUGGAUUAAGAUGCGAUAGACCUGAUAUUCAAGGGAAAGCUUGGCCAAGUAAUGAAGAAAACGGUUUCACAUGGGUUCUAGUGCUAGUUUUCAUUCUCGUAGCUCUAGGGGUUGCUAGUUUUUCUGGCUGUGUUGCGUACUUGGUCAUGAGAAGAAAAGGGAGACCGUUUAUGCACAUGCGAAUGCAAGAUAGUGGAACUGUAGAAAUUACCAAUCCAAUGUUUCUCAAAGAUGAGGGAGACGAGGAUCAUACGUCGGAACCGAGUUUAAUUUUUGAUUCUGACAAAGUACUUCUUCAGGGGACUAAUUUCGCUAAUCCGGUUUACGAAACAAUGUACAAAGAAGGUGAAACUAGUGCUUCGAACGACGAAAAGAAAGGUUUGUUAGACCAUCCAUUAGCCGAUCCACUAGCGUAAUUCUUUUAAGAGAGAGUAUUGUCGUUGAAAUUUCAUUUCUUUGACCUUGUUGUACCUGUGGUUUAUGUUGUGUACCUUAUUAUCUCUUAUGUAUCUGCACCGCAUCAGUUAAAUACAAACACAAAUAAUUGUUUAGUAACGAGUGAUGGAACUUUUUAUCCGGUGUUUUAUUAGUUAACUCUUAUAGUAUUCAGACGACUUGGCACGAUAUGCCAUUCUAUACUAUUUACAUAAUAUAUAAUAUUUUUUAAAUAAUAUGUGCAGCUACAUUAUUACUCUUCAAUGACUGAUCUUAUAGACUUAUGAGUAAGAAUUAUUCAAUUCAACAACGAUAUCCACCACUGAUUUUAGAAUUUGGAGUCCAGCAUUUUAAGAUGUUACUAUGGUCAGUGUAUGUUGAUUACACGAAUUUUUUUGGUGGGGGAAUUACCCUGGGGGGCCUUAUGGAUUUAUAACAUGGUGUACAUAGUGCACAUUGGGACACAGAUUUCUCUGGAACGGGUGGAUGGAUCCGCACAAAAUUUUUUGGUGGUAAUCUAUAUCUAAGUACCUCCACCCCUUUUGGGUAUUUUUCAGAAAUUCAAAUUUUGAAAUUUGUAAAAAAAUAUUUCGAAAAUUCGAAAAAACCAGAAAUUUUUGUUUCGAUUUACGAAUUCCAUUUGUAGUUACAUUGAACCAUGGUCGUCAGAUUUGAUAAAAUAUGAUAAAACUAGACUAUUUAAUACUGCUCUAGUAAAAAUAGCCUCUAUUGUUAAACACUGGUAAUGUUUGUCUAACAUGAAAAACCAUGAAAUCAAACAUCAAGUUGAAGUGAACCAAAUAUAUUUUAAACAUAUAUUUAAAUGUCAAAAUUUCAUAAUCAUUUUGUUCAGUAUUUAUAAAUCAUAUUUUGGUCAUAAUUGUUCAAUGUAACUACAAAUGGAAUUCGUAAAUCGAAACAAAAAAUUUCUGGUUUUUUCGAAUUUUCGAAAUAUUUUUUUACAAAUUUCAAAAUUUGAAUUUCUGAAAAAUACCCAAAAGGGGUGGAGGUACUUAGAUAUAGAUUACCACCAAAAAAUUUUGUGCGGAUCCAUCCACCCGUUCCAGAGAAAUCUGUGUCCCAAUGUGCACUAUGUACACCAUGUUAUAAAUCCAUAAGGCCCCCCAGGGUAAUUCCCCCACCAAAAAAAAAUCGUGUAAUCAACAUACACUGACCAUAGUAACAUCUUAAAAUGCUGGACUCCAAAUUCUAAAAUCAGUGGUGGAUAUCGUUGUUGAAUUAAAUAAUUCUUACUCUUAUGAUAAUGUUUCUUCAACCUGACUUGUAGAAAAACGAUAACUGUAAUUACGAUAUACAUUGUAAGUAGAGGAAAAUUAUGUAAACCUUUUUGUUGUUUAUCAAUGUACAACGUUAUGUCAAUAUGUGAUUUUAGGUCUGAUUAGAAUAUAAUAAUAUCAUGCAAACUAUAAGUUCCAGGAAUGUUUACUCGUUUGAAUAAAAAAUGAAUAUCGUCCGAAACAGAAUGAA
Molecule: messenger RNA, 14207 nt
Organism: Folsomia candida
Lineage: Eukaryota; Metazoa; Arthropoda; Collembola; Entomobryomorpha; Isotomidae
Gene: LRP1
Product: low-density lipoprotein receptor-related protein 1
Exons: 103
Coding region: 323-12700 (4125 amino acids)
Molecular function (GO): calcium ion binding; protein binding
Source: RefSeq, a predicted model, not a curated record